AUGAAGGUCCUCGCUUCCGUCCUCGCCAUCACCAUGGCCGUCGCCAGCGUCAACGCCGUCGCCAUUGAGCCCAUGGCCGACCUCGAAGCGCGCUGCCUCGCCAACGGAAAAAGGUGCAAGGCCAACGGCUCCAUGGGCACCUGCUGCAGCGGUUUCUGCCUCGCUCAGGGCAACAAUGUCGGCAAGUGCGCGAAGAAGUCCUUUGCAGUCGCCGAUGAAGAGGCCAUUGCCGAUAUCGAGGCUCGCUGCCUCGGCAACGGAAAAAAGUGCAAGGCCAACGGCUCCAUGGGCACCUGCUGCAGUGGUUUCUGCCUCGCUCAGGGCAACAAGGUUGGUGUGUGCAAGAAGAAAUAA
Molecule: messenger RNA, 354 nt
Organism: Beauveria bassiana ARSEF 2860
Lineage: Eukaryota; Fungi; Ascomycota; Sordariomycetes; Hypocreales; Cordycipitaceae
Exons: 3
Coding region: 1-354 (117 amino acids)
Source: RefSeq, a predicted model, not a curated record